AUGAAAAUUCGAUUAGAAGGACUUCAUUUAUGGUGCAAAACAUGUUGGGCUUCAUUAUUUUUUACUACUGAUUCUAUUUUGCAUGCAAGACCUGUAUUUGAUUGGAUAUUAUUAGAAUAUCAAGAUAUUAUUUCUAAUAACGAA
Messenger RNA from Acaulospora morrowiae, 144 nucleotides. NCBI's taxonomy places the organism in Eukaryota, Fungi, Glomeromycota, Glomeromycetes, Diversisporales, Acaulosporaceae. The record is from the annotation of a GenBank genome assembly.